Cynara cardunculus var. scolymus (artichoke) is the source of this 494-nucleotide messenger RNA. RefSeq lists its product as uncharacterized. The record is from RefSeq and is a predicted model, not a curated record. The transcript is spliced from 2 exons. NCBI's taxonomy places the organism in Eukaryota, Viridiplantae, Streptophyta, Magnoliopsida, Asterales, Asteraceae. The coding region runs from base 42 to 275 and encodes 77 amino acids.
AAACACCUCUUUGCUAACUGCAGCCCCACAGAGCAAGCAAAAUGUGUUGCGGAGAUGGCGAUUGCAGACCUCUCGGAUUCCUACUCGGCCUCCCCUUCGCUUUCCUUUCCCUUCUUCUAUCCAUAGUCGGCGUGGUCGUCUGGAUCGUCGGAUUGUUGUUGACAUGCAUAUGUCCGUGCUGUUUGUGCCUUACGGUCAUAGUUGAAAUAGCAAUUGAGUUGAUCAAGGCUCCGAUUCAUGUUAUGGAAUGGUUCACUUCUCAGAUUCCCUGUUGAGUUGCAAUUGCGAACCCCAAAACACUGUGUGUUAGUGUGUGUGUUUUUUCGUGCAUAGUAAUUACACUUUUAGCAUUUUGUAGAUGCUUCUUUCUAGUGAUUAGUAUGUCGUAGUAUUUCUUUUUCUCGGUUAUCAAGGUUUGAAACUUUGAAUCAUCGUGUAUGCUAUUAGUAAUCUCCCAGUGGUUAGUGUGUAUUGGAUGAACUUGUUUGUGUGGA